Molecule: messenger RNA, 1029 nt
Organism: Olea europaea var. sylvestris
Lineage: Eukaryota; Viridiplantae; Streptophyta; Magnoliopsida; Lamiales; Oleaceae
Product: abscisic acid receptor PYL2-like
Exons: 1
Coding region: 187-756 (189 amino acids)
Biological process (GO): abscisic acid-activated signaling pathway
Cellular component (GO): cytoplasm; nucleus
Molecular function (GO): abscisic acid binding; protein phosphatase inhibitor activity; signaling receptor activity
Source: RefSeq, a predicted model, not a curated record
CCCUCAUUAGGCCCCCCUCUACACCCCAAAAAGACCCGCCACACAAAGCUCCCAACCCUAAUCCUAUUUUCUUGCAGAUUGAGCUCUCAUAUACUCUGCCUAGGUCUUUUCUCUUGCAUCUUCUUCCUUAAUAUAUAAACAUUUUCCCAUUUUCUUUAUCACUCAAAAAUUUCUCAGAUUUUGCGAAUGGACAGUAACCCAAUUCCUCAUGGCCUGACACAAGAAGAAUUCACAGUAUUAGAAUCCAUAAUCCGCGCCUACCACACCUUCGAUCAAUUGCCAAACACAUGCACAUCCCUCAUAAUGCAACGCAUUGAUGCACCGGCAGCACAAGCAAUCUGGCCAUUCGUCCGCCGUUUCGACAACCCACAGAAGUACAAACACUUCAUCAAGAGCUGCAACAUGGUCGCCGGCGACGGUGGCGUUGGCAGCAUAAGGGAAGUAACAGUUGUAUCUGGGCUGCCGGCGUCGACCAGCACUGAAAGGCUAGAGAUUUUGGAUGAAGAAAAACACAUUUUAAGCUUUAGGGUUGUUGGAGGAAAGCAUAGAUUAAACAAUUAUCGAUCUGUUACAUCUGUUAAUGAAUUUAUUGACGAAGAAAAAAAGAUUUACACCAUUGUUUUGGAGUCUUAUAUAGUUGAUAUACCGGAGGGGAAUACAGAAGAAGAUACCAAAUUGUUUACUGAUACAGUUGUAAAGCUGAAUCUUCAAAGGCUUGGAGUCGUGGCUAUGGCGGCUUUACAUGGAGAAAAAUAAAUUAUAAGUUGGAGGAUUGUGCUGGCAAGGUAUAAUAAUGUGUGCAAAAUAUUGAAAGUGGGUGCGUCACAAAUUUUUAUUUGAAUUAUUUGCUUAGUUGUUGUUACUUGUUAGAAGAUAAAACUUUCUUAUAAGUAUAUUUGUCUCAUUUCUAACAAUUUAGCUUCAAAGUUAGGUAGUUCAAGAAACUUCUAAAGAGAAUAAUUAUAAUAUGUACACUAGGAACUUGUUGAAGAUAAAAUUUAAAAUGAGAAAGUGUGUUUAAUUUGUAUA